AUGCAGCCGCCUCCUCCCGCCACCCCGGUGCUGGCUCCUUUAGCCGUGUUGGAUCCUACAGGACAGUUUGCAAAACGAAAGAAGACUUCUCUCUGGUUCACAGUUUCUCUGCUGGUAGUGUCUGUGUUCAUACUGACCAUAGGACUCGCAGCUACCACAAGAACAGAAAAUGUUACCGUUGGAGGCUAUUACCCAGGAAUCAUUCUUGGCUUUGGAUCUUUCCUAGGGAUUAUUGGAAUCAACCUGGUAGAGAACAGAAGGCAAAUGUUGGUAGCAUCCAUCGUAUUUAUCAGCUUUGGAGUGGUAGCAGCAUUCUGUUGUGCAAUAGUUGAUGGAGUCUUUGCAGCACGACAUAUAGACCCUAGACCUUUGUACACUAGAAGGUGUCAGUUUUAUUCAAGUGGAAUAGGAUUCUUAUACGAUGCCUACCAGACAGAGGUAACGUGUUACACCUUAAGCAGCAAGUGCCAGCUGAGAGUAAAGAGCAAUACAUGCUAUUGCUGUGACCUGUACAAUUGUGAAAAUUCAGAACAGUCAACCAGCUACUACGAGUUUCUUGGAGUGAACAGCUGUCAGGAUGUGGUUCACUUGUACCGGCUGCUGUGGGCCUCCACAGUCCUGAACAUCGUUGGAUUGUUUCUUGGGAUAGUCACGGCAGCCAUACUUGGGGCCUUUAAAGACAUGGCACCUCUAUCCCAAAUUGCCUUUAGUUCUGCCCCGCCUCCUCAGAUCUUGUACAAUCCAGCCCAGCAGAUCCUGACAUAUGCCGGUUUUUGUCCCUCUGCAGCAGCUCUUCCUGCAUAUUCAUCCUAUCCUUUACCUCUUCAGCCUGCAAGCCAUUUUCCAGCAUCAUCAUCUACUGAUAUUUCUUUAUCUGAUGAUACUCAGCCUCCAUCUCAGUCCAGCUCGAACUAUGGUCUCCCACCCAAUGCCCCGCCACUAUACACACCAACUUACUUCCUGCCAGAAGAAAAGCCUCCACCGUAUGCACCCUAG
Emys orbicularis (European pond turtle) is the source of this 996-nucleotide messenger RNA. It is a transcript of the gene TMEM255B, whose product is annotated as transmembrane protein 255B. The transcript has 9 exons. The record is from RefSeq and is a predicted model, not a curated record. The coding region runs from base 1 to 996 and encodes 331 amino acids. Lineage: Eukaryota; Metazoa; Chordata; Testudines; Emydidae.